AUGCGAGACACCUUGAGGACGCCUCGAUCACCAUCAGAGCCCUCAGCGGCCUUCCCAGCACUUCCAGCUACUGAGUUGGGCUCCAUUCUGAACUCCAACACUUCUCCGGAACCACCGACAAACGGGCUAGCCUCGCCCCCGAACGGCAAUGCCUCUACAACUGAUACUCAUGCCUCCGUAACAUCCUCUCCUCCUCCGCGGCUCCUGUCCCAACUUCCAUACUCCCUCCGCGACCACAAACAAAGCAUUGCCGUAAUAUGGACACUCGCCCUCGAUGCGGCAAUCAUACCUCUCGUACUCUUCUACCCUCUGUGGUACGACACUAGUCUUUUGCCGGCAUACAUAUUCGCAAUAACCACGGCAUUAGUUGGGAUGAUAAGUGGGCUAGAUUACACGACUGGGUAUGGGAUCAGGUUGGUCGAGCUCAUCGUUGGCGCCACGCCUCAACAACCUUUCAUCCGCCUCUGCGCCAUGCCUCCUCCCUCCUUCAUCCUCUUCAUGGGCGGCGCGCUCCUCCUCUUCUCCAUCUUCCAAGCCUUCCACAUACCCGAUCCUUUUGAAAAAUGCUCACAGGAGAAAAACGCUCCAGCGCGUCCAGGAACCUACAUGAUCAUCGAAGACGUCAUGGCAGUAGACACGGACGUGGGAAGGGCCUACCGGAGAGCGAUCAAUGAGAGAUACGAGGCUACAAUACUGGCACUUUGUGUGGGGGCGGGGGUGACGGCGGCGGUCGUGGAUAACAGGGUGCCGCAGAUUGUUGUAUAUGGUAUAGCGAGGUGUGAGCAAGUUUGCGACACUGAAGCCAACGCACCACAAUCUUUGUGA
Letharia columbiana is the source of this 825-nucleotide messenger RNA. RefSeq lists its product as uncharacterized. The transcript is spliced from 5 exons. The coding region runs from base 1 to 825 and encodes 274 amino acids. Lineage: Eukaryota; Fungi; Ascomycota; Lecanoromycetes; Lecanorales; Parmeliaceae. The record is from RefSeq and is a predicted model, not a curated record.